ACUUCCUCUUACCUCUAUAUAUUGCCUCAUUUCUUCAUUUCUCCACAUUCCACCUCUCAUUUCCUAUCUUCCUCUCUACUCAAUUUAAGCCAUGGCCAUCAAAAUCUCAUCCUCCCUCUUCUCCUUCCUCUUCCUCUACCUCCUCCUCUCCUCCAUUAAUGAUCUUGUUGCAUCCUCAAACUCUUCUGAAAUCAAUAAUGGUCUCCAAGCAAAGCAUAACAGAAGAACUGUACCGACACAAAUUCGAGAUGAUUUGAAGCUGAAGGAGAAGAUGAGUAGCAGUGGAAGAAGGCUGAUGAUAGGUUCCAUGGCGCCUCAUUGUACCUUUAAUGAGUGCAGAGGUUGCAGGUUUAAAUGCCAAGCUGAACAAGUGCCUGUCGAUACCAAUGACCCUAUGAACAGUGCAUAUCGAUACCGUUGUGUUUGCCAUAGAUGAGUUAAAUUGGAUUAAUGGAAGAUGAUGGUUGAACAACAAAGAUGGAGAGAGAGAGAAAGAGUAUGUGUAUGUGUCUGUUAGUAAUUUGAUGGAAGUUUUUAAGUAGUAGUUUAUAGCUAGAUUUUGUUUUGUAGUAAUGCUUUUGUUUAGGAGAUUGAAAAGGUUUUGGCAUUACCAUGAGAAUUCAUAUGUAGAUGUACACCUAUAUAUUUAUAUUUGUUAUGUGGUGUCUAGCUAGCUAGUUGCUAGCUCAUCUUGUAAAAUAGUUAUUAGAAUAUGUGUUAAGAUAAUGUUUUUUUGCAAGGUCUA
This is a messenger RNA of Dendrobium catenatum, 745 nucleotides long. RefSeq lists its product as uncharacterized. The record is from RefSeq and is a predicted model, not a curated record. Bases 92 to 436 code for a protein of 114 amino acids. Lineage: Eukaryota; Viridiplantae; Streptophyta; Magnoliopsida; Asparagales; Orchidaceae. Gene Ontology annotation, biological process: positive regulation of stomatal complex development. The transcript has 3 exons.